Messenger RNA from Pterocles gutturalis (yellow-throated sandgrouse), 1698 nucleotides. It is a transcript of the gene EFHB, whose product is annotated as EF-hand domain family, member B. The transcript is spliced from 12 exons. The annotation marks the transcript as partial. The record is from RefSeq and is a predicted model, not a curated record. Gene Ontology annotation, molecular function: calcium ion binding. Lineage: Eukaryota; Metazoa; Chordata; Aves; Pterocliformes; Pteroclidae.
GCUGGAAAGCUGUUUCCCAUUGGCGAUACGGCUGCGAGCUGCCUCACGGAGGUUUUACCCAGGCCCAUUACUCCAACUACUGUGCGAAAGUUUCGAAAUACAACAAAUCCAGGUCCUGGUGUUGAAAGAAUAUUUUACGGCAGAGCGGGUGAUCCUGACAUUGCAGCUUACUUGACACAUGGCAUAGAGUCUCGUGCUUCACUCAGUGCAGCUUCAUUGAUAAAUCCACUUCCAAAAAGUUAUUUUCAACAAAAAAUACAAGACAAAAAAGAAGCAAUCUACUUUAGUAAUCGUCAAGCUCCCUUGGGCACAUCACACGAUCAGUCUUCUAUGCUACCUAAGGGCUUGGAUAUAAUUAAUACUACAUUUGGAACCAAAGUGAUCCGAGAUAUACCAGCUGGAGAGCUUAUAAAUCCACCAAAAACUUCUGAGGAAGUGGACAAAGAAUCCAGAGAAGGGCAUGAUCUCUACAUUGUGUCACACAAUGAUUACUAUGUGGGGGAAGCAAUAAAUAGGAAGUAUGACUCGCCAAACUUCAGCAAGUCUUUUGUUUAUGGAAUAGAAACUCCUCACUUUGAAGAUGGGCGAAAUGUAUCCAAAUCCUUAAACUGGCUCUGUGAUCUGCAAUCGAAGAGAGCAGCAAAAAUCGUAUCAAAACAAAGUGAUGAUUUCAAGGAAAAAUUUCAGCCUCAGCUUGGAAAAGUCCUUGAUCCUAUAGCAGAAACUAUGAAUGUUCCCCCAGGCCAUACGUUUGGAAUGUUACUCCGUCCAGAUGAAUAUGGAGUUGGUGAUCAUCUUCACUGCCGGGUUCCACGUGAGUUCCUCCGUGGUAAAGACAGAGAGCGAGCUGUCCUUACUGCAGUUCGGCAAAUUCUGAAAAAAGCUAACUUUGAGAAUUUUGACGUGUUACUAGAAGCAUUCAGGCAUUACGAUAAGAAUGGUGAUGGAAUGAUAGACAAGGACGACCUGCGAAAGUCCUGUUUGCAGCUUAAUCUGAAUCUAGAUGAUGAGCUCCUGGAUUCCUUAUUUGACUAUUGUGAUUUGGAUAAAGAUGGUCAGAUCAAUCACCUGGAGUUUGCAAAUUUUCUUAACUGGAAAGACAAAAUGUCUGUUAAAGAGUUUGAAGAAAAAAUAAUUACAAAAGGGAAAAAACGAGAUGCUCCUGUUCUGCCUGAAGACACAAAGACAAAUGAUGAGACACUGCUGAAGCAGGAAGUUCUUGUGUUAAAAGAACCGGGAAACUCAGAAGAGACACUAAAAACACUUACAAGAUCAACAGAUCGUGUAUUUACGAAUUAUCAAACAACUUCUUCUCAGUAUAAUGCUGUAGUAGGUGGUCUCCCAACAACCUGUUAUCCUGUAUGUGGUGUUCCAACUAUUCGUUCAGAUAUUCCUGCUCCUCAAAUUCGCUGCAUCAGUGACAGAACUAAUUAUGGUGAUCAGGCCAAUAUUUAUGCGUUAUUAACCCCUUCUGUCUUCAGUCAAAAGGGAGUAUAUGAAAGAGACCUCUUUAAAACAAGACCAAAGGCAGAGAUUGCACAAAUUCUCCACAACAUUGGCGUGGACAUUUCAGAUGAAAAGUUUGACAAAAUAUGGAAGCAAGCCUGUAUGAAACAUCAGAGAGAAGAGGUUUGUGUAGAAAGCAUUAGGAAUGUACUGGAUGAGAUACAUGGAUCACACACAAGAACCAGUUGCUAA